GGAUAAGAUAUUUGAGCUUUGGCGACACCGCUACUGCGAUCUAUUUAAUUGUGUCCCUAGUGAAACUUUCUCUAUAGAUAAACAAUGCAGAGUCCACUGUUCAUUGUGAAAGAAUAAAAACUCCUGAACAGAGACACAGCCUGUUCAUCUGAAAACCUGGAUUUUCCUUCCAAGCAAACAUCCUGUGGAUUUUCCACUGUGGUAACACCUCCUUAUAUCCAGCAUCCAUAUAUCCUGAGUGACUCCUGAUGAAGCGUCAGUGUGAACAGAAGAAACUGAGAUCUGAGGAUGAGACUGGUUGUCGUCAUCGUUUUGCUGGCUGUGGUGUGUCUGUGUGAUGGCGUUAAGUUUGGCCAGCUCUGCAAUGGAAACCCUACCAACAGCAGGAGGACGAGUGACCGCUGGGGACAGGGACACUACGGAGCCAGACGAGGAAACAGGGUGCACAAAGGUCUGGACAUCAAGUGCAGUGAUGGAUCUGCCGUCUAUGCACCGUUUGACGUAACUCUCAAUGGAAGGGCCAUCCCCUACGGCGACCCCAACAAGGCUGCCAUCGACAACGGCAUCAGCCUGACAGGAGAGGGUCUGUGCUUCAAGUUGUUCUAUGUGAGUCCAGACCGAACCUCCGGGUCAGUGAGGAAGGGGCAGAGGAUCGGCACCAUGCUGCCCAUGCAGAGCGUUUACCCAGGGAUCACCUCACACGUCCACGUCCAGAUGUGCGACAGGAGUGACCCCACCCGGUACUUCUGAUCGCCUCACAGGACAUCCACAUUUCCUGCUGGUCUGCAAACUGCUGUAAUAAACUAAAAGCAUCUAAAGUGGA
This is a messenger RNA of Monopterus albus (swamp eel), 823 nucleotides long. Its product is annotated as leukocyte cell-derived chemotaxin-2-like. The transcript is spliced from 5 exons. The record is from RefSeq and is a predicted model, not a curated record. NCBI's taxonomy places the organism in Eukaryota, Metazoa, Chordata, Actinopteri, Synbranchiformes, Synbranchidae. The coding region runs from base 289 to 750 and encodes 153 amino acids.